AUGCACUUUCUCUGGGCACUGCAGAUCCUCAGCGUGAUAUCACUUGUUUAUUCUGCACAAUCUGAGGGCAACAAGCGUGAAAAUGAAACUGUUAUGGACUCGUUUAUUAAGAGUUACGAACCUCUUGCAUCAAAGCUGGAGAGCGAGAAGGAGUUGAUCGUUAUGCUUGGAGACCCAUUGGCUGGAAAAAGUACGCUGAGCAAAUUUUUGCGCAGAGACAAAACCCUUUCCAUCAAAAGAAACGAACAGCGAGAACUAAUUUUUGCCGACAACAAUGCCACAAUCUGCAGCAGCGACAGUUUUACCAAACAUUCAAUCUACCCAAAUAUUAAUUCGGACGAAGAAUACGGAACGACGAUCGUGGAUUUGCCAGGAUUGGACGAGCCGCGCCAUGCUGAAAUUGAUUUCGUCAGCACAUUUUUCACUAGAACUAUAUUUAAGACGACCCGGCAAUUGAAAAUUGUAAUUGUAACUCCAGAUGCCAAUCUGAAACUGAAUUAUUACUUGACGGCAUUCACGAGUGUUCUAGAAAGAAUAAUGCGCAUCGUUGGGAGAAAUCACGUUUCGUUCAAAAAUUCCGUCGCUUUGGUAUCGACAAAAGUAGAUAAUUUUUUAACAGAUGAUGAUCAAAUUGAGUCGGUUAAAAUUUACACAGAGAAAGCGAAAGAGCACUUCCAGCGGCUGCGCGAAUCUGAAGGAAACGCAGCGAAAGCUGAGGAAAUAUCGUGGCAAAUAGCAUUUUUGUCUUACCUCCUCGAGGGGAACAAUUUUGGCAUUUUCCGAAGACCAUAUUGGGAGAGCGGUCCUUGGGACUAUCCCGAAUUGAAAAAAAAUUACGAUCGCAUGCGGAAGCUUAUAUUCGAGAAAUUGCAGUUUUCAACGCCCUACGUUGACGACUUUAAUGCUUCUUUUUCUGCAGCCACCAUACAAUUGGUUCACGAGAGGCUCAUUCCUGACGUGACGGCAAAAAUUAAAGAGCUUUCUGCAAACGUUUAUGAUAGAGCCAUCCGCGAUUUUGACCAAAGGUUAAUGAGGUGGAUUCCGCUGGAACAUCCAAUGAUAUAUAAUUUUAAAAAGGCUGCUCUCAACUGUGAAUUGUACAUAAAAAGCCUUGAAAAUAUCGGUCACACGUUCGAUGAAUAUCGUGAUUAUCUCACAGAAUUGAAUGAAACCUUGUGGGUUGAAAUGAAGUUUCAAGUUGGCAAGCUCCAUUCCAUUUUAGAGAUAACAGGACUAGAAAGAUUUAAACUCGACACUGAUGUAUUGCAGCUGUAUGGCUACAAAGCGAUGAUUCUGAAUUAUGUGGAAAAUAAAAGGAAAUUUCACACUAGCGUUCUAAACCUUGUAGAGCAACACGCGGAGAGGAAUUUCGGCUCGGCACCAGGAGACACAUACCCGCACAUGGAAAAUGUCACUUUAGAGCAUUUCAAGGGGACUUAACGCAUAGUUAAAUAGUUUUGAUAAAAAUAAGACUUAAGACAAAAUUCGAAUUACACAUAACUGUUAUUGAAUUAAUGUUUAUUUGGGAAAAAUUUGAUAAUGGCAUUGGCUUUAUUCUGUGCGAAAGUUUAUUCAGAUAGAAUGGUCAGCUAUAACAGCGGAAUUCUAAGAGGAAUAACUCAUCAGCAGUGUACUAUCAAAACAAAAUUCAUAACCAGCACGCACAGUAUUAACUUCGCUGCGAAUUCUGAAUCAGCGAUCUUUAAAUUUAAAAUAAAGUAACUAGCAACCUGCGUGUGUAAUUCCUUGUCUCUUUUAUUAAUUUCUCUAUUCAAAAUAUUUUUUACCAAAGCAUGCGAGAAUUGUCAGGGUUCGCCAAUUUUGCAAUGCGCAAAAAUGCAUCACUGGUUUUUUGCGCCAACAAAACCAACUGGAAAAACCUACCAGUUUUAGUUUUUCGGAAUUUUCCGAAUUCAGCUCGGAUGAGGUGUUUUGCGAACCCUGAGAAUUAAUACGCUAAAUUAUGUUUCCAAUUAUGAAAAGUUAGAGGUAUAGCAUGGGCUUGUUUGGAAUUUUCGGUUAAAGAGGCAGCCGUGAUAAAUUAUACGGAGCGCCGCUAACAAUAAUAGAGAGCAUGUUGCAUAACCAAACAGGGAGCCGCUGCAACCAUAGCGCGCGGGCAGGCCGUCCAACUUUUAGCAGUUGUGUGCAAUUAAUUUUAUUUCCCUUUUGGUGCUAGGUUUAAACCGAAGGGAUCAGGGAUGGAGUGUGUCACAUAUUCGGCAAUCUUUCCGAGUUAAUUAGUGGACUCAAAAGCAAAGAAUAUAUGUUUACCGCUCAAACUGUCAAAUAAUAAGCAAUCUAAAAGCAUAAUCCUUUUUGUCGUCAUUAUUUGUAUGUAUUUUCGUGUUUGUAAUGAAUAAAC
Molecule: messenger RNA, 2365 nt
Organism: Cloeon dipterum
Lineage: Eukaryota; Metazoa; Arthropoda; Insecta; Ephemeroptera; Baetidae
Exons: 3
Coding region: 1-1440 (479 amino acids)
Source: RefSeq, a predicted model, not a curated record